AGGCUGGGACAUUAGACUCAGAAGCCAGUGCCAAAGCUGAACGAAGCCUGGAGGCAAACUCCAAGGCGGAGGUGGGGAAACUGAGUCCCAGAGAGAAGUCUGGUCAUGUCCAGGCCUAAAGGAAGUCCUCAGGAAAAACCCAGAUCUCUGAGAAGAAAUGCCUGCCAGGCAGCAUUGGGUCAGAUGGAAGUCCCAGUCCUGAGGCCAUGGGACUUGCCGCAGAAUCUCAGAUGGAUGUACAGCGGAGCUCCUGCAGUCAGAAGUUGGCAGGGUGUGAAGCUGCUGAUAAAGGUGGCAUGUGAGUUUGAGCUUAGAGAACGAGCUGUGGCCUGGGAAAGUACAUUUCUGGAUCUGGGGACAGCUGUCCUAAGCUUCACCCUGGCCGCACCAACCUUGGCUUUCUAGAUCCCUAGCUGCCUCAGAGAGAAGGGGCCAGGUUUGCUUCUUAUGGAAAAAAGGGGGUGUAGGGGAGGCACCAGAAAGGGGCCGUAACCUGCCUGACUUCACCUAGUGAGUCAGUGACAGGGCCUUGUCUUCCAGCCCAAGGGCCUGUACUCCCUUCUGACCUUGAGGGUGGGUCAAUGCUGUGCAAAGUUCUGUUUUGGAGGAGGGGGAGCAAGCCUGGAGGAGCUCACACUUUUGGGCACAAGGACCUAGGUCUAGUGGGCCUAGUCAUACUUCCUGCUUCCCCUCUCUCCUAUUCUGGCAGGUCCGCAGGCCUUCCUCAAAACUGUAAGACCAUGACCUUCCAAUUCUUGGGAACACUAGGAACAUGUCUGAACAUUGUGGGGGUCUGGCCUCUCCCUCUUGUGUUUUGGAUUGGGGAAGGGGUGGAGGAGGCUUCCUUCCUGCUUCCUGCCUAUCCCAUGUAGUUACCAUUUUGCGAAUGUUAAAACCAUUUCCGCUUCUCCUCUGAACUCUGGUUCCAUAGGUCCUUCUGCCUUCUGGACACUUGCCUGGGUGGCUCCUGGAACUCCAAAAUGCUUCUUCAGGGUCACCAGCUGAGAGAUGGUUGUGUUCAGCCAGGCCAGCAAAGAGUUGAAAUUCACAAGCUGCGUCAAGGUGAGAAUUUAAUACUGGGCUUCAGCAUUGGAGGUGGAAUUGACCAGGAUCCCUCACAGAAUCCUUUCUCAGAAGACAAGACAGAUAAGGGCAUUUAUGUCACACGGGUAUCUGAAGGAGGCCCUGCUGAAAUUGCUGGGCUGCAGAUUGGAGACAAGAUUAUGCAGGUGAAUGGCUGGGACAUGACCAUGGUCACGCACGACCAAGCCCGGAAGCGGCUCACCAAGCGCUCGGAGGAGGUGGUGCGUCUGCUGGUGACGCGGCAGUCGCUGCAGAAGGCAGUGCAGCAGUCCAUGCUGUCCUAGCAGCCUGCUGCGGUCCCUGACUUGUGCCUGCCUGCCUGCAUUGACGCCACCACGCUCUGUUUGCCCCUCAUCUUGGCUUCUGAUGUGUGCUGGGCCCCAGCUCCGAAAGGCCAGAGCUGGUCCCAGAGGCCUGUCCCUGGCCUGACUCAGCCUUCCUUCCCCUCUCCCACCACUGGCCUGAGCGUCUGGGACCAGCUCUCUCCUGCAGACACUGAUGGAAAGUAAGGGCCUGGAGUUGAAUUGUAUUCAGUCUGUAGUGACCACAGGUUUGGCCCACAGACUCUGCUGCUGCAUGGCCUCAGCAGUGACCAGAUGGGCAGAGGCCCUACUUCAUGAGAGCCACCACAAAGUUGGGAGGAUGCCAGGUGGGGCUGGCCUUUCCCACACUCAGUCCCAACUGUAGGGCUUGGCCUUGUCCCUGUGUCUCAGCUCUGCAGUGACUGUGCCCCAUGUUUUUCCCUGCCUUCCCCAGCAGGGACUCGACACACUACCAGAGGUGCUACAGAGGUUUGCCCAUGUGGAAGCCAGGCAGGCUCACAGUUCACCCCAUUGCACCCCAUUUCCCUGAGGGGCGCUGACCUCCCCAGGGUUCACCUGCUUACGAGACUUAGACGAAAUUCAAGGCUGACUUCAGGGCAGUUCUGAGGAUUGCCAUCUCUAUGCCUGUGCGUUUAACUUUAUAUUUUUUUAAUCACAACUUUGAUACAAAAGCAUUUUUAUCUUACUGUUUGGAGGUGCCAAUUCUACUUCUGAAUUUAGCUUACUAAUUCACAUCUGGGAACAAGCAUUGCUCUGGUUCCUGUGGAAAUGGGGCAGUAUGAAGCUGCCCAUACCUGACAUCUUGUGCCCAAAUAAAGUGCUGGAAUUCAUAA
Acinonyx jubatus (cheetah) is the source of this 2239-nucleotide messenger RNA. RefSeq names its product Tax1 binding protein 3 (gene TAX1BP3). Gene Ontology annotation, molecular function: protein binding. Bases 981 to 1367 code for a protein of 128 amino acids. Gene Ontology annotation, biological process: neurotransmitter receptor transport, endosome to postsynaptic membrane; neurotransmitter receptor transport postsynaptic membrane to endosome. Gene Ontology annotation, cellular component: postsynaptic membrane; postsynaptic density; adherens junction. Lineage: Eukaryota; Metazoa; Chordata; Mammalia; Carnivora; Felidae. The record is from RefSeq and is a predicted model, not a curated record. The transcript has 4 exons.